Molecule: messenger RNA, 1614 nt
Organism: Hevea brasiliensis (rubber tree)
Lineage: Eukaryota; Viridiplantae; Streptophyta; Magnoliopsida; Malpighiales; Euphorbiaceae
Product: CBS domain-containing protein CBSX5
Exons: 2
Coding region: 87-1304 (405 amino acids)
Source: RefSeq, a predicted model, not a curated record
CCUCGCCUCCUACACACUACCACUACCACUACCGCUGCCUCCUUUGCAUCACUUUCUCUUACAAUCAUAUUUUAUCUAAUUCUUGCAUGGCAGAGAGCCUACUUACACAAGAGAUAUCCGAUCUGUGUCUAGGCAAGCCUGCACUGAGGUCUCUCCCGCUCACCGCUACGGUGGCUGAAGCUCUCUCCGCUCUUAAGAACUUCGAUGAUAACUUCUUAAGCGUCUGGAGUUGUGACCACGCGCGUAAAACAAUUACUGGGUUUGAAGCUGAUGCUGAUGAAAAUGAGUGUAAAUGUGUUGGGAAGGUGAGCAUGGUGGAUGUCAUAUGCUAUCUUUGCAAGGAUGAGAACUUGAUGUGCCCUUCCACUGCCUUGAAAGCUCCUCUCUCUGUUCUUUUGCCUAAGAUUCCUGGCCUUGUCACGCAUGCAGAACCAUCUGCGAGCUUAUUAGGAGCAAUUGAUCUGAUCCUACAAGGAGCUCAAAAUCUGGUAGUACCAAUAAAUGCUAGACUCAAUUCCUCCAGUUCAAGAAGAAAACAGCAGCAGAAACUCUUGGUAACAACUAACACCCCCACAACCACCCACGGCGGCCGCGAAUUCUGCUGGCUAACUCAAGAAGAUAUAAUCAGAUUCCUUCUGAGCUCCAUCGGCCUUUUCUCUCCCCUACCGGCUCUCUCCAUCAACACCCUUGGCAUCAUCAGCACUGACAUCUUUACCAUAGAUUACCAUUCCCCUGCUUCCUCUGCACUUGGAGCCAUUUCUCGCUGUCUCACAGAUCACACUUCGGUCGCAGUUGUUGAUGGCGAAGAGGGCAUCUUGAUCGGGGAGUUGUCACCAUUCACACUAGCUUGCUGCGAUGAGACCGUCGCAGCAGCCAUCACUACCCUGUCCUGUGGGGAUUUAAUGGCCUACAUUGACUGUGGAGGCCCCCCAGAGGACCUUGUCAGGAUAGUGAUGGCAAGACUGAAGCAGAGAGGCCUAGAAGCUAUGCUAAAACAAUUCACAAACUCUACAACAUCACUGGUCUCACUUUCAUCUUCAUCAUCAUCAGAUGAGGAGUCAGGAACACCAUUAAAUUGGUCAGGGAAGUACAGUAGGUCAAUGAGUUAUUCUGCAAGGUUGUUGAGAAGAGCAGAGGCAAUAGUUUGCUAUCCCAAGAGCUCCCUGGUGGCAGUGAUGAUUCAGGCAAUUGCACACAGAGUGAAUUAUGCGUGGGUUAUAGAGGAGGAUUGUAGCUUGAUUGGCAUUGUCACAUUUUGUAAUAUGCUGAAGGUUUUCAGGGAACAUUUAGAGGCUAUGGCCUAAAAAUGCUGAGCAGAGGAGUGAUGAGGAGCUUUCUAGUAAGUUUUGUCUUUUGGGUUUCAAUUAUCUGCUAAGGCUUAGAUGCUAAUGUGGUGAGAGCUUUGUUUGAGAAAAUAAAUGAUUAGGACUGUGAUGUGAACAUGGGAACUUUUUUCUUCACUUUAUGUUUGUGCUUUUUACUUCUUUCUUUUUUCAAUCUAUGUGAAAGCAGGAAACUAAGUAGACAUUGGCAGAUGAUGUUUCUGUAAUCUGACCCCUUUUUCCUUUUUAUAUUGUAUUAAUGGGCAUUUUUUCUAGGUCAUGAUUUUGUUAA